Daldinia childiae is the source of this 1878-nucleotide messenger RNA. RefSeq names its product Altered inheritance of mitochondria protein 32. The transcript has 5 exons. Bases 1 to 1878 code for a protein of 625 amino acids. The record is from RefSeq and is a predicted model, not a curated record. Lineage: Eukaryota; Fungi; Ascomycota; Sordariomycetes; Xylariales; Hypoxylaceae.
AUGGGCCAAGGCGCUCGUCCGUUAGUAGAAGGAGAGUUUCACUCUGCGAACGCCAUUAACGAUGUAAUAACUGGACUCGUACCAAAAGCAAUUGGAUGGGGUGAAUAUCAAGACGGCGAAUCAACAGUCUACUUUUUUCUAGGCGACUUCCAUGAUAUGGACUUUUCCACAGCCCCAGAGCCGAAACUCUUCAUGUCUAAAAUAGCAGAGCUUCACCAGCAAGGUACAUCUCCAAAUGGGAUGUUUGGAUAUCCUGUUCCGACCGUAUGCGGCAAAAUGGAACGUACCGUAACUUGGGAGAAAAGCUGGGCAAAGUCCUUUACACAUCAGCUCAAAGACGUCAUCAAGUACGACAAUGAUACUAAUGGCCCUUGGCCAGAAUAUGACGCUGCUUGUAAACAGCUUAUCGAUGUAGUCAUUCCUAGACUCUUAGGUGCUCUACAGUCCGAUGGCCGUGAUAUUACACCGGCCUUAAUACAUGGUGACCUAUGGGAACGGAAUGUCGGAACCGAUAUGGAUACAGGCGAAACAGUCCUAUUCGACCCGGGAUGCACAUACGCCCAUAACGAAAUGGAGUUUGGAACCUGGCGGUGUACAUGGGCAUACUACUUCAACUCGUCUACUUAUAUGCGCAUGUAUCAGCGCCACAUUGAGCCCUCAGAGCCAACAGAAGAAUGGGACGACCGUAAUCGCCUCUACAGCAUCCAUCCAUAUCUGAAUGAUUCGGCCGGGCACCCAGGAAGUAAUUCAAGGAACAUAGCUUAUAACGAUAUGCUAUAUCUUUGCGAGAAAUACGGUCCUCUGGAUAGCCUCGAGAAAUAUAACCCGGAAAAAGAUGUCAAGAUCACAGGGGCUCACAUACCUUUCGAGAUAAAACAUCAUCCAAUUUCACUUGCGACGACAGCUCGACGACGUUUGAAUACGGUCCCGAAAUGUCCGGAACCGACGUGCGAUUGUGCUGACACGCCGUCGAUGCCGUUUGGACAGAGUAUCGAUAAGAAUGGCAAACUGAAUGGCCUCAUAGCGUCGUAUGCGCAACAGGUCUUGAUCUGCACCGGUAAAGAUGACUGGUCGUCGCGCAUAGAAGAGGAUAAUAGCGGUGACAACUUGGCUGCUGACCUCAAGGAGUUGAUCGGUCGAGGAGGCAUGUACAGUGACCCUUUCCAUAACAUCUCCGUCGUAAACACCUCGUUCCCCUCUGCUAUUUCGACGCGACCCGAGGUACAAACAACAUCCGUCUACCUCGUCCCCAGCUUCAAAUACAUUCCCUUUCUCCCGAGGGUAUCGUUUGACUCUGUACAAGCUCUGGUGAAGGGAUAUCUACUACCAGAAAAGCUCCAUCCGAUGAAUGAGGGACUAUCGCCUAUACAUAAGGACCGGCUUUUGCGGAAAGAAGCAUAUCAACAAUUGCUAUACGGCGUGCGCGAUGUCGAGGAUGUACUUGUGUUGAUCUGUGGGCAUGGACAACGAGAUACCAGAUGUGGCAUCUACGGGCCCAUUCUGCAAGAAGAAUUCGAGAAGCAGUUGCCCCGAGUAGGAAUAGAUGUCCUUCACGGACCGGCGAUAAACGAGAGUGUAUCAGCACCACUGCUCCCCGGCAGUACGACAGGGACAGAAACGCCACGCACGGCGAGGGUAGGCCAGAUCAGCCACAUUGGAGGGCAUAAAUUUGCCGGAAAUGUUAUUAUCUAUCUACCGCCAGCCCUCACAAACAGCGCGGGUAAUCCACACCCGCUAGCUGGCCACGGAAUCUGGUACGGCAGGAUAGAUCCAAAGCACGUAGAAGGUGUUAUUAAAGAGACCAUUAUAAAUGGAAACAUAAUAACAAACCACUUUAGAGGCGGGAUCAAUCAGAAUAGCGAGCUUAUUAGAUUAUAG